AUAGAGAGACCAGAAGACCUGUGGAAAAAACAUUUUGACAGACGCAAAGAUAAUUGCGAAGAUGUGAGGGUUAAUAGCGGUUUAACUGACAGAUUAAACAGACUUAGAGGGGAUAAUCUCGAGUUCCUUAAAGCAGUUCACAGGAUUAUGAUUAUUUUGAAAAGUAUCAAAUCAAAAGAUUUGAAAAGUCGAUACCCACUUAACGUCAUUCCUUCUAAAUGGUUAGAAGAAUUAACAGAAAGGAUCCACAAUCUCGUGGGACCCGAAGAGUCCGAAAUUAACGUAGCUUUAGCACAUCUUGGUCAGCAUUCCCAGGCGAGUGUAAAAAACAUUCCCCAAACCAAGGCUCGUUUAUGUUUAAUAGUCAUGUCAUUACCAGCUUACGAUAUCUGUAAAAUAUCUACCCAAUUAGCCAUCACAUUUAUACUAGAGAAGAUAGUAAAUAAAACAAUUAACUAG
Messenger RNA from Patella vulgata (common limpet), 459 nucleotides. RefSeq lists its product as uncharacterized. Lineage: Eukaryota; Metazoa; Mollusca; Gastropoda; Patellidae. The record is from RefSeq and is a predicted model, not a curated record. The transcript is spliced from 4 exons. The annotation marks the transcript as partial.